AGCAAGUCUAAAACAUGGCUCUAGUUCGGAUAGAAGAAACCCCUAGAUGGAAGAAACUCUUGGGUUAUGUCGGACCUGGUUUUCUCGUUUCUGUCGCCUAUCUUGAUCCCGGAAACUUGGAAACAGAUCUACAAGCUGGUGCAGACCACAAAUUCGAGUUGCUAUGGAUCGUACUUGUUGGGCUGAGCUUUGCUUUAAUAAUCCAGUCUCGUUCGGCAAAUCUAGGAGUGGCUACAGGAAAGCAUCUUGCUGAGCACUGCAAGGCAGAGUACCCAACUUCAGUGAAUUACUGUCUGUGGAUACUUGCGGAGGUUGCUGUGAUAGCUGCGGAUAUCCCAGAAGUCGUAGGAACAGCAUUUGCUCUCCACAUUCUCUUCAAAGUACCCAUAUGGAUUGGGGUCCUACUAGCUGGAUUGAAUACUCUUCUACUCCUUGGACUGCAACGAUAUGGUAUAAGGAAGCUGGAGGGUGUAAUUGGCUUGCUAGUGAUGGUACUAGGCUGUUGCUUCUUCACCGUGAUGGUACACGCUAAACCCAGUGCAGAGGAGAUCUUGACUGGCAUGUUUGUUCCCAAAUUGAAUGGGCCACGGGCCACCAGUGAUGCCAUUGCUCUUUUAGGAGCUCUCAUCAUGCCACACAAUCUUUUUCUCCACUCAGCACUGGUUAUGUCGAGAAAAAUCCCUUACACCUUAGAUGGCAUCAAGAGUGCAAGCAAGUGCUUUUUGAUAGAAAGCGGGUUAGCAUUGUUCCUAGCGUUCCUCAUCAAUGUGGCAGUCAUAUCUGUUAGUGGUAGCGUGUGUUCCAAUCCAAUUAUAUCUCCAGAAAACAAAGCUCAAUGCAAGAAUAUCACUCUGGAGUCUGCAGCUUCCUUGCUUAAGAAUGCCCUUGGAAAUUGGAGUUCGAAACUUUAUGCCAUAUCCUUGCUUGCUUCUGGUCAGAGUUCAACUGUCACCGGAACCUACGCUGGCCAGUACAUUAUGCAGGGUUUCUUAGAUUUGAAGAUAGAGCCCUGGUUGAGAAACUUAAUAACAAGAUGCAUAGCAAUUACUCCAAGUUUAGUGGUAUGCAUUAUCGGUGGAUCUCAGGGAGCUGCAAGCCUUAUCAUUAUUGCUUCUAUGGUCUUAUCAUUUGAACUACCAUUUGCAUUGGUUCCUCUCCUAAAGUUCACCAGCAGCGAAGCAAAGAUGGGUCCCCAUAAGAACUCAACAACGGUAAGUCGUGUUUCAUGGCUUUUGGGAUGUUGCUUAAUUGGGAUCAACCUAUACUACUUAAGUACGACUAUCAUAGGAAGGAUAACAAGUAAGCAGACCUCAAAAGCCGGAUCAAUCCUCACAGGUGUACUAGCUUUUCCAGCAAUGAUGCUUUAUGUCUCAUUAUUGGCAUACUUGACAUUUAAAAGAGAGAAAUCUACUGAGAGCUCCCCUAAUUUGAUGAUGAGUACUAUUGAAACAAGAAGCUGAGACAAACCGUUGACAAUUUGGAGAGCAGAAUAAGGGAGAUAGCUUACUACUAGUUGUAGACCUACAUGAUGCUUAU
This is a messenger RNA of Quercus robur (English oak), 1536 nucleotides long. RefSeq names its product metal transporter Nramp1-like. The record is from RefSeq and is a predicted model, not a curated record. NCBI's taxonomy places the organism in Eukaryota, Viridiplantae, Streptophyta, Magnoliopsida, Fagales, Fagaceae. The transcript is spliced from 12 exons. Gene Ontology annotation, cellular component: membrane. Gene Ontology annotation, biological process: metal ion transport. Gene Ontology annotation, molecular function: cadmium ion transmembrane transporter activity; manganese ion transmembrane transporter activity. Bases 15 to 1460 code for a protein of 481 amino acids.